Messenger RNA from Acaulospora morrowiae, 315 nucleotides. Lineage: Eukaryota; Fungi; Glomeromycota; Glomeromycetes; Diversisporales; Acaulosporaceae. The record is from the annotation of a GenBank genome assembly.
AUGAAGUCUACCAUAAUUGUCGCCACAGUCUAUCUUUUGUUCGUAGUCGUUUGUGCUGUUGCCAAAAAAUCAAGUGACUACCUUCCAGUCAAAGAUUUAUUACCUUUACCACUCGUAAUUUUACAAGACGAAAAACAUAGUAAUAAAUACAAGUUGGAAAGUUUAUGGCAUGGAAAUGCAUAUGAUGAUGAUGAAAAAGUUAAAGCCGAAGUUAAAUGUGGUCGUGGUGUAGUGGUCAAAAAUUCUCCUCAGGUCAAAAAAUUCGGAGAACGCAAAGCCGUCUUUGAAUUAAUCGUUCCCCAAAACCAGACCAUG